AUGCUGAUCUAUGCUUUGCUUGCUCAUGUAGGCCUGCUCCGCAACAUCGACCAACUGGAGAUCCUGAAAGACGAGAUGGAGCUCAAUGAGGGUCUGGCGCAUAUCGCAAGGAAAGCUGUCGAUAAUUCCCCUCUCUUCCUUCCAAUAGUCAAGGAGGUCAUUGCCUACCGAGUCAAGAAUUGCUUUGAUAAUGGCGGUUUCAGGGUCGGCACUUUCAAGCUCAAAAGGAGUUCUCCGGAGUUGCUGGCCCUCUUUGAGGCAGCUAACACCAAGGAGUUUGCAUCAGUCAUCCGCUGCAGCCCCCGCCUCACCCAGAUCGAUGGUGAUGAUGUUUUUUUUAGCAACAAGGACUUGAUCGACUUCGACUCAAUUGCAGAGCUCGCAAAGGCAAAGAAAAACCCGGAAAUUGACGCUUCGUGGCGCUCGCUUAUUGCCCUCAUGCAAAGGUCGAAAACCUCUGAGAAUGAGGAGUACAGUCCCCAGGAACAAGGCAUGAAACUAUCAGUCGGCAAGGUCCAUACACUACUUCAAUCCUGUAUUGGUCAGAUUGCUAGCGGUUGCAAACCUGUGGUAGAGGCUGCUCCUUCCGCGGACGACACGAUUGCCGGCGGCCUCAAGAUCAUGUGUGAGAAAGCGUCCCACUUCAGGGCUGGUGCUCAAGGAACCUCGAAUCACCGUGGUAAUGGUCUCCAUUUUCUGCAAGAGCGAGUUUGGGAGUCUCUGAUUGCGCUCAUAUUGAUGGAUUACUCGGUUGAAAGUCAAGAAAAAGGGGGGGGGGGGGAGAGUUGUGGCUCUGCGCUCCUCUGUUGCCUCGUGCUCGUCGUCGUCUCUUCUCUCUCCUCUUCCUAUCUCACAUCUACAUAUGCACCCCCACCCACAGACACUACAUAUAUAUCUAUAUGA
This is a messenger RNA of Puccinia triticina, 903 nucleotides long. RefSeq lists its product as uncharacterized. The record is from RefSeq and is a predicted model, not a curated record. The transcript has 2 exons. Bases 1 to 903 code for a protein of 300 amino acids. NCBI's taxonomy places the organism in Eukaryota, Fungi, Basidiomycota, Pucciniomycetes, Pucciniales, Pucciniaceae.